Messenger RNA from Recurvomyces mirabilis, 603 nucleotides. It is a transcript of the gene MRS4, whose product is annotated as Fe(2+) transporter. The record is from RefSeq and is a predicted model, not a curated record. Bases 1 to 603 code for a protein of 200 amino acids. Gene Ontology annotation, biological process: iron import into the mitochondrion. NCBI's taxonomy places the organism in Eukaryota, Fungi, Ascomycota, Dothideomycetes, Mycosphaerellales, Teratosphaeriaceae. Gene Ontology annotation, molecular function: ferrous iron transmembrane transporter activity. The transcript is spliced from 2 exons. Gene Ontology annotation, cellular component: mitochondrial membrane.
AUGGGUGGUAACGCCGCCGGACACCAUCCUUUGGCAGCAGCAACGAGUGGUGCCUGCGCGACGAUCGCCUCCGACGCUUUUAUGAACCCUUUCGACGUGAUAAAACAGCGCAUGCAAGUGCAUGGCUCGACUUACCGCAGCAACUUCGAGUGCGCCCGCACAGUCUUUCGAACAGAGGGUCUUCGCGCCUUCUACGUGUCUUACCCGACCACUUUGACCAUGACAGUACCUUUCACAGCGCUCCAAUUCACCGCAUACGAGUCCCUCACAAAGGUCAUGCAGAAACGACGAGCAUCGGAAUAUGAUCCUUUGACACACUGUACAGCUGGUGGACUAGCAGGAGGUUUUGCGGCAGCAGCAACGACGCCUUUGGACGUAGUCAAGACCUUGCUACAGACGAGAGGAGCGAGCUCAGAUAUGGAGAUCAGAGGAGCCAAGGGUUUAGUGUCUGCAGCACAGAUAAUAUGGAGAAGAGAGGGCACGAAGGGCUUCUUUCGGGGGAUGAAGGCUAGGGUUGUUACGGCCGCGCCUAGCACUGCGAUCUGCUGGUCAGCGUACGAGGUUGCAAAGGCUUACUUUAUUCGGGUGGAGAAUGAGAAAUAA